AGAGACCUCGGCUGGGCAGGGGCCGGCCGCGGCGGGCCGGGGACUGCGCCUCUAGAGCCGCGAGUUCUCGCGAACUCGCCGCGGCGGACGCGGUCGGCACCUUUGGGCUCUGCGCCCUCCUCCGGGCUGGGCCCAGGUCCGGCCCCUCGCACUUGUCCCUACCUUUUCUGUCGAGUCCACCUCCCUCUUGAGCCGCCGCGACCCGGCGACGCGAAAAAGGAACUUCCCCCCCCUACCCCCUCGGGUGCUGGCCGAGCCCCCCAAGCCCACCCCAGGGAAGCGGGCCGGGGGCCCUGGGCCGCCGAAGAGCUUGCCGGAGUCUUCGCCGUUUCCUCGCCUGUAUCUUCGAAAGAAUUAAAAAUGGCCGAGAAUGUGGUGGAACCGGGGCCGCCUUCAGCCAAGCGGCCUAAACUCUCGUCUCCGGCCCUCUCGGCGUCGGCCAGCGACGGCACAGAUUUUGGCUCUCUGUUUGACUUGGAGCAUGAUUUACCAGAUGAAUUAAUCAACUCUACUGAAUUGGGACUUACCAAUGGUGGUGAUAUUAGUCAGCUUCAGACAAGUCUUGGCAUGGUACAAGAUGCAGCCUCUAAACAUAAACAGCUGUCAGAAUUGCUACGGUCUGGUAGUUCCCCUAACCUCAAUAUGGGGGUUGGUGGCCCAGGACAAGGCAUGGCCAGCCAGCCUCAACAGAACAGUCCUGGAUUGGGUUUGAUAAAUAGCAUGGUCAAAAGCCCAAUGGCACAGGCAGGCUUGACUUCUCCCAACAUGGGGAUGGGCACCAGUGGACCAAAUCAGGGUCCCACUCAGUCCACAACAGGUAUGAUGAACAGUCCAGUAAAUCAGCCUGCCAUGGGAAUGAACACAGGAAUGAAUGCUGGCAUGAAUCCUGGAAUGUUGGCUGCAGGCAAUGGACAGGGGAUGAUGCCUAAUCAAGUUAUGAACGGUUCAAUUGGAGCAGGCCGGGGGCGACCUAAUAUGCAGUACCCAAACCCAGGAAUGGGAAAUGCUGGCAAUUUAUUGACUGAGCCGCUGCAACAAGGCUCUCCCCAGAUGGGAGGACAAGCAGGAUUGAGAGGCCCUCAGCCUCUUAAGAUGGGAAUGAUGAGCAACCCUAAUCCUUAUGGUUCACCAUAUAGUCAGAAUUCUGGACAGCAGAUUGGAGCUGGUGGCCUUGGUCUCCAGAUUCAGACAAAGACUGUAUUACCAAAUAACUUGUCUCCAUUUGCAAUGGACAAAAAAGCAGUUCCUGGUGGAGGAAUGCCCAAUAUGGGCCAACAACAGGCCCCACAGGUCCAGCAGCCAGGCCUUGUGACUCCAGUGGCCCAAGGCAUGGGUUCUGGAGCACACACGGCUGAUCCGGAAAAGCGCAAGCUCAUCCAACAGCAGCUGGUUCUCCUUUUGCAUGCUCACAAGUGCCAGCGCCGGGAGCAGGCUAAUGGGGAAAUGAGGCCAUGCAACCUUCCCCAUUGUCGCACAAUGAAGAAUGUCCUCAACCACAUGACGCACUGCCAGUCAGGCAAGUCCUGCCAAGUGGCACAUUGUGCAUCUUCUCGACAAAUCAUUUCACACUGGAAGAAUUGUACAAGGCAUGACUGUCCUGUGUGUCUCCCUCUCAAAAAUGCUGGGGAUAAGAGAAACCAACAGUCAAUUUUGACUGGAGCAGCCGUUGGACUUGGAAAUGCUGGUUCUCUAGGGGUGGGUCAACAGUCUACACCCAGCCUAAGCACUGUCAGUCAGAUAGAUCCUAGCUCCAUAGAACGAGCCUAUGCUGCUCUUGGACUACCCUAUCAAGUCAAUCAAAUGCCGGCACAACCCCAGGUGCAAGCAAAGAGCCAGCAGAAUCAGCAGUCUGGGCAGUCUCCCCAAGGCAUGCGCACCAUGAGCAACAUGAGUGCUAGUCCCAUGGGAGUAAAUGGAGGUGUGGGGGUUCAAACACCCAACCUUCUUCCUGACUCGAUGUUGCAUCCAGCCAUAAAUUCUCAAAACCCAAUGAUGAAUGAAAAUGCCAGUGUGACCUCUCUGGGUCCUAUGCCAACAGCAACUCAGCCAUCCAGUACUGGGAUUCGGAAACAGUGGCAUGAAGAUAUUACUCAGGAUCUUCGAAAUCAUCUUGUUCACAAACUUGUCCAAGCCAUAUUUCCUACUCCGGAUCCUGCUGCUUUAAAAGACAGACGGAUGGAAAACCUAGUUGCAUAUGCCCGGAAAGUAGAAGGGGACAUGUAUGAAUCUGCAAAUAAUCGGGCAGAAUACUAUCACCUAUUAGCUGAAAAGAUCUAUAAGAUCCAGAAAGAAUUAGAAGAAAAACGAAGAACUAGACUACAGAAACAGAGCAUGCUACCAAAUGCUGCAGGCAUGGUACCCGUUUCCAUGAAUCCAGGGCCCAACAUGGGACAGCCACAACCAGGAAUGUCUUCUAAUGGUCCUUUACCUGACCCAGCGAUGAUCCGUGGCAGUGUGCCAAACCAGAUGAUGCCCCGGAUCACUCCACAGCCUGGUUUGAAUCAAUUUGGCCAGAUGAGUAUGGCCCAGCCCCCAAUAGGCCCCAGACAAACCUCUCCCCUUCAGCACCAUGGACAGUUGGGACAGCCUGGAGCUCUCAAUCCGCCUAUGGGCUAUGGGCCUCGCAUGCAGCAGCCUUCAGGCCAGAGCCAAUUCCUUCCCCAGACAACCUUCUCAGCACAGGGAAUGAAUGUGACGAACAUGCCUUUGGGGCAGCCCAGUGGGCAAGCACCUGUGUCGCAAGCACAAAUGUCCAGUUCUUCCUGUCCAGUAAACUCCCCAAUAAUGCCCCCGGGAUCUCAAGGGAGCCACAUUCACUGCCCGCCUCUUUCGCAACCAACUCUGCAUCAAAAUUCACCCUCUCCUGUACCUAGUCGAACCCCGACCCCUCACCACACACCUCCAAGCAUAGGGGCUCAGCAGCCACCACCAGCAGCAGUUCCAGCUCCUGUUCCUACUCCUCCAGCCAUGCCACCUGUGCCACAGCCCCAGGCUCUCCAUCCCCCUCCACGCCAGACACCUACUCCACCUACCACGCAGCUUCCUCCCCAAGUGCAGCCUUCACUUCCUGCUGCUCCUUCAGCUGACCAGCCCCAGCAGCAGCCCCUCUCACAGCAGAGUACUGCCGCCUCUGCUUCCACCCCAACGGGAUCAUUGCAGCCUCUGCAGCCGACAACUCCACUCUCCCAGCCAGCUGUAAGCAUUGAGGGGCAGGUAUCCAACCCUCCAUCUACUGGUAGUACAGAAGUGAAUUCUCAGACCAUUCCUGAGAAGCAGCCUUCACAGGAAGUGAAAAUGGCAGUGGAUCAAUCAGAACCAGCAGAUGCCCAGCCAGAGGCUGUUCCGGAGACUAAAACAGAAGAGCGUAAAGUGGAACCUGCAGAAACUGAAGAGAGAGGUGCUGAAAUAAAAACCGAUGCAAAAGAGGAAGAAGACCAGCCAAGUACCUCAGCCACCCAGUCAUCUCCAGCACCUGGACAGUCCAAGAAGAAGAUUUUCAAACCAGAGGAGUUACGACAGGCACUGAUGCCUACAUUGGAGGCGCUUUACCGGCAGGAUCCAGAAUCCCUUCCCUUUCGUCAGCCUGUGGACCCUCAGCUUCUAGGAAUCCCUGAUUACUUUGAUAUUGUGAAGAGCCCCAUGGAUCUGUCUACCAUCAAGAGAAAGUUAGACACUGGACAGUAUCAAGAGCCCUGGCAAUAUGUGGAUGAUAUUUGGCUUAUGUUCAAUAAUGCUUGGUUGUAUAAUCGGAAGACAUCACGGGUAUACAAGUACUGCUCUAAGUUGUCUGAGGUCUUUGAACAAGAAAUUGACCCGGUCAUGCAAAGCCUUGGCUAUUGUUGUGGCAGAAAGUUGGAGUUCUCUCCACAGACACUCUGUUGCUAUGGCAAACAGUUAUGCACAAUUCCUCGUGAUGCCACUUACUACAGCUACCAGAACAGGUAUCAUUUCUGUGAGAAGUGUUUCAAUGAAAUCCAAGGGGAGAGCGUUUCUUUGGGGGAUGACCCUUCCCAGCCUCAAACUACAAUAAAUAAAGAACAGUUUUCCAAGAGAAAAAAUGACACACUGGAUCCUGAACUGUUUGUCGAAUGUACUGAGUGUGGUCGGAAGAUGCAUCAGAUUUGUGUCCUUCAUCAUGAGGUCAUCUGGCCAACUGGAUUUAUCUGUGAUGGCUGUUUAAAGAAAACUGGACGAACUAGAAAAGAAAACAAGUUUUCUGCUAAAAGGUUGCCAUCUACCCGGCUUGGCACCUUUCUGGAGAAUCGUGUGAAUGACUUUCUGAGGCGACAGAAUCACCCUGAGUCAGGAGAAGUCACUGUUCGAGUAGUUCAUGCUUCUGACAAAACUGUGGAAGUUAAGCCAGGCAUGAAAGCAAGGUUUGUAGAUAGUGGAGAGAUGGCUGAAUCCUUCCCAUAUCGAACCAAAGCCCUUUUUGCCUUUGAAGAAAUUGAUGGUGUUGACUUGUGCUUCUUUGGCAUGCACGUUCAAGAGUAUGGCUCCGACUGCCCUCCACCUAAUCAAAGGAGAGUGUACAUAUCUUACCUCGAUAGUGUUCAUUUCUUCCGUCCUAAAUGCUUAAGGACUGCAGUCUAUCAUGAAAUUCUAAUUGGAUAUUUAGAAUAUGUCAAGAAAUUAGGCUAUACAACUGGGCACAUUUGGGCGUGUCCACCAAGUGAAGGAGAUGACUAUAUCUUCCAUUGCCAUCCUCCUGACCAGAAGAUACCCAAACCCAAGCGACUGCAGGAGUGGUACAAAAAGAUGCUGGACAAGGCUGUGUCGGAGCGUAUUGUCCAUGAUUAUAAGGAUAUUUUUAAGCAAGCUACUGAAGAUCGAUUGACAAGUGCGAAGGAAUUGCCUUACUUUGAGGGUGACUUCUGGCCCAAUGUUCUGGAAGAGAGCAUUAAAGAACUGGAGCAGGAAGAGGAAGAGAGAAAGCGAGAAGAAAACACCAGCAAUGAAAGCACAGAUGUGACGAAGGGAGAUAGCAAAAAUGCCAAAAAGAAGAAUAAUAAGAAAACUAGCAAAAACAAGAGCAGUCUGAGUCGGGGCAACAAGAAAAAGCCUGGCAUGCCCAAUGUGUCUAACGACCUCUCACAGAAACUAUAUGCUACCAUGGAGAAGCACAAAGAGGUGUUUUUUGUGAUCCGUCUCAUCGCCGGCCCAGCAGCCAACUCCCUGCCUCCCAUCGUGGACCCUGACCCUCUCAUCCCCUGUGACUUGAUGGAUGGUCGUGAUGCUUUUCUCACCCUCGCAAGGGACAAGCACCUGGAGUUCUCUUCCCUGCGGAGAGCCCAGUGGUCCACCAUGUGCAUGCUGGUGGAGCUGCACACCCAGAGCCAGGACCGCUUUGUCUACACCUGCAAUGAGUGCAAGCACCACGUGGAGACGCGCUGGCACUGCACCGUGUGUGAGGAUUAUGACUUGUGUAUCACCUGCUACAACACUAAGAACCAUGACCACAAAAUGGAAAAACUAGGUCUCGGCUUAGAUGAUGAGAGCAGCAAUCAGCAGGCUGCAGCCACCCAGAGCCCUGGAGACUCACGCCGCCUGAGCAUCCAGCGCUGCAUCCAGUCUCUGGUCCAUGCCUGCCAGUGCCGCAACGCCAACUGCUCCCUGCCCUCAUGCCAGAAGAUGAAGCGGGUUGUGCAGCACACCAAGGGUUGCAAACGGAAAACCAAUGGUGGGUGCCCCAUUUGCAAGCAGCUCAUUGCCCUCUGCUGCUACCAUGCCAAGCACUGCCAGGAGAACAAGUGCCCUGUGCCGUUCUGCCUAAACAUCAAGCAAAAGCUCCGGCAGCAGCAGCUGCAGCACCGCCUCCAACAGGCCCAGAUGCUCCGCAGGAGGAUGGCCAGCAUGCAGCGGACUGGUGUGGUAGGCCAGCAACAGGGCCUGCCCUCUCCAACCCCCGCCACUCCAACCACCCCAACUGGCCAGCAGCCCACGACCCCACAAACCCCACAGCCCCAGCCCCCCACUCAGCCUCAGCCCACUCCUCCCAACAGCAUGCCUCCCUACUUGCCCAGGACUCAAGCUGCUGGCCCUGUUUCCCAGGGCAAGGCAGCAGGCCAGGUGACCCCUCCAGCGCUCCCUCAGACUGCUCAGCCCCCCCUCGCAGGACCCCCACCUGCAGCGGUGGAAAUGGCAAUGCAGAUUCAAAGGGCAGCCGAAACGCAGCGCCAGAUGGCCCAAGUGCAAAUUUUUCAAAGACCAAUCCAGCACCAGAUGCCCCAGAUGACUCCGAUGGCCUCCAUGCCUAUGAACCCACCUCCCAUGACUAGAGGCCCCAGUGGACACUUGGAGCCAGGGAUGGGGCCCACAGGGAUCCAGCAGCAGCCCCCCUGGGCCCAAGGAGGAUUGCCUCCACCCCAGCAGCUACAGUCUGGAAUUCCAAGGCCAGCCAUGAUGUCAGUGUCCCAACAUGGUCAGCCCUUAAACAUGGCUCCCCAACCAGGAUUGGGCCAGGUAGGGGUGAGCCCACUCAAACCAGGCACUGUGUCUCAACAAGCCUUACAAAACCUUUUGCGGACUCUCAGGUCUCCCAGCUCUCCCCUACAGCAGCAACAGGUGCUUAGUAUCCUUCACGCCAACCCCCAGCUGUUGGCUGCGUUCAUCAAGCAGCGGGCUGCCAAAUAUGCCAACUCAAAUCCACAACCUCUCCCUGGGCAGCCCGGCAUGCCCCAGGGCCAGCCAGGUCUGCAGCCACCUACUAUGCCAGGCCAGCAGGGGGUCCACUCCAACCCAGCCAUGCAGAACAUGAAUCCCAUGCAGGCAGGCGUCCAGAGGGCUGGCCUGCCCCAGCAGCAACCACAGCAGCAGCUGCAGCCCCCCAUGGGAGGAAUGAGCCCCCAGGCUCAGCAGAUGAACAUGAAUCAUAACACCAUGCCUUCGCAAUUCCGAGACAUCUUGAGACGACAGCAGAUGAUGCAGCAGCAGCAGCAGCAGCAGCAGGGAGCAGGGCCAGGCAUUGGUCCUGGAAUGGCCAACCAUAGUCAGUUCCAGCAACCCCAAGGAGUGGGCUAUCCCCAGCAGCAGCAACAGCAGCAACGGAUGCAGCAUCACAUGCAACAGAUGCAACAAGGGAAUAUGGGACAGAUGGGUCAGCUUCCCCAAGCUUUGGGUGCCGAGGCCGGAGCCAGCCUACAGGCCUAUCAGCAGCGACUCCUUCAGCAACAGAUGGGGUCCCCCGCUCAGCCCAAUCCCAUGAGCCCCCAACAGCAUAUGCUCCCCAACCAGGCCCAGUCCCCACACCUACAGGGCCAGCAGAUCCCUUCUUCUCUCUCCAAUCAAGUGCGUUCCCCCCAGCCUGUCCCUUCUCCACGGCCACAGUCCCAGCCCCCCCACUCCAGUCCUUCCCCACGGAUGCAGCCUCAGCCUUCUCCACACCACGUGUCCCCACAGACCAGCUCCCCACACCCUGGACUGGUAGCUGCCCAGGCCAACCCCAUGGAGCAAGGGCAUUUUGCCAGUCCGGACCAGAAUUCAAUGCUUUCUCAGCUCGCUAGCAAUCCAGGCAUGGCAAACCUCCACGGUGCAAGCGCCUCUGACCUGGGCCUGGGCCCCGAGAACUCAGACUUGAAUCCAAGCCUCUCACAGAGUACACUAGACAUACACUAG
This is a messenger RNA of Chrysochloris asiatica (Cape golden mole), 7614 nucleotides long. RefSeq names its product E1A binding protein p300 (gene EP300). Bases 361 to 7614 code for a protein of 2417 amino acids. Lineage: Eukaryota; Metazoa; Chordata; Mammalia; Afrosoricida; Chrysochloridae. The transcript is spliced from 31 exons. Gene Ontology annotation, molecular function: histone acetyltransferase activity; transcription coactivator activity; protein binding. Gene Ontology annotation, biological process: positive regulation of transcription by RNA polymerase II. Gene Ontology annotation, cellular component: transcription regulator complex; histone acetyltransferase complex; nucleus. The record is from RefSeq and is a predicted model, not a curated record.